AUGGUGGCAUGCACCUGUAGUCUCACUACUUGGGAGGCUAAGGCGGGAGGAUCCCUUGAGCCCAAGAGUUCAAGGCAGCAGUGAUUUGUGAUCCCACCACUGCACUCUAUUCUGGGUGACAGAGCAAGACCCAGUCUCUAAAAAGAAAGUACAGAAGCUUGGAAGGUACUCUGCACCAGACAUGCGUGGCCUCAGAUUCAUCUUGAUACCAGUUGAACUGCUACUUUGCUACCUCCUGCUGCACCCUGUAUAUGCCACUUCAUAUGGAAAGCAGACGAAUGUCUUGACGCACCUUCCCUUGUCUUUGGAAUCCCAGACACCCUCCUCAGACCCCUUGUCCUGCCGAUUACUGCACCCAAAGUCACUGCCUGGUUUCAGCCACAUGGCCCCUCUACCCAAGUUCUUGGUAAGCCUGGCUCUAAGGAAUGCCCUGGAGGAAGCUGGUUGCCAGGCUGAUGUUUGGGCUCUACAGCUUCAGCUCUAUCGCCAGGGUGGUGUGAAUGCUACACAGGUCCUCAUCCAGCAUCUUCAAGGGCUCCAGAAAGGCAGAAGCACAGAGAGGAAAGUGUCAGUGGAAGCCCUGGCCUCUGCUCUGCAGCUGUUAGCCAGGGAGCAGCCAGGCACAGGAAGGGUCCGGCGCUACCUCCCCACAGAAGACUGUGAGAAUGAGAAGGAGCAAGAUGUGCACAAUGUCGUCCAGCUGCUGCCAGGAGUGGGAACAUUCUACAACCUGGGCACAGCCUUGUAUUAUGCUACUCAAAACUGCCUGGGCAAGGCCAAGGAACGAGGCCGAGAUGGGGCCAUAGAUCUGGGAUACGACCUUCUGAUGACCAUGGCUGGGAUGUCAGGGGGGCCUAUGGGUCUAGUGGUCAGUGCUGCACUUAAACCUGCAUUAAAGGCUGGGGUUCAGCAGUUGAUCCAGUAUUAUCAAGAUCAUAAUGAGGCAAACAUCUCUCAGCCAGAGACCACUAAGGAGGGUUUGAGGGGCAUCUCAGAUGUGAGUGACUUGGAAGGAACAACUACCCUGACUUCUUUCACCUCAAAAGUAGUAAGUUCAGCUCCCUACUGGGGACGGGCCAUAAUCAAGAGCUAUGACUUAGAUCCUGGGGCUGGGAGUUUUGGGAUAUAA
This is a messenger RNA of Callithrix jacchus (white-tufted-ear marmoset), 1129 nucleotides long. NCBI's taxonomy places the organism in Eukaryota, Metazoa, Chordata, Mammalia, Primates, Cebidae. The record is from RefSeq and is a predicted model, not a curated record.